AAAUCGCGGGGCCGUUAACAAGGAUUUAGAUGCAUAGUGCGCGCGCCACGGAGCCAUGGGAACUCGCCGGGUCAAUUAGCUGCGUCGCAUAGCCACAUGAACAGAAGACAGAUAGACGGACGGGGGCUCGCAGAGGCCCUGGGUGAAGCGGAAAAACGGAACAGCGCACGACAAGAGUGCAGCUUUCAGGACCCCAGAGAAAGGAGACUAACCGCCUCGCGCCAGGAUGCAGGGACUGAGCUCACGAGCCCACGCUUUCUCCGUGGAAGCGUUGGUCGGUAAAACGAUAAAGAGGAUGAAGAAGGAGAACGGGAAGGACCCGAGCUCACCGGGAGACACAGAGACGGAGACAAGCUCUGUUCGACAGGAGACAUACGAGCACGAUUACCCAAACGACCAGAGGAGGAAGGCUGGUAACACGCCAAGAAGGCUGGGAGAGUGCGACUCUGAGCCGGGGAGAGAAGAAAGGACAAGGACGGGAGAUAGUGACUCUAACCCGGGUAGAGAGGAGAGAGAGGUCCGGGUGGAGCUCCAGGGAUCGGAUCUGUGGACCAGGUUCCAUGAGAUCGGGACAGAGAUGAUUAUUACCAAAGCCGGCAGGAGGAUGUUCCCGUCCUUGCGCGUAAAGGUGCGUAACUUGGACCCGUGCCAGCAGUACUACAUCGCCAUGGACGUUUUGCCCGUCGACUCCAAACGAUACAGGUAUGUGUACCACAGCUCUCAGUGGAUGGUGGCAGGAAAUACGGACCACUCCUGCAUCGCGCCGCGCUUGUAUAUGCACCCGGACUCCCCGUGCGUGGGCGAGACGUGGAUGCGUCAGGUGAUCAGCUUCGAUCGGGUCAAACUGACCAACAACGAGAUGGAGGACAAGGGACACAUCAUUCUACAGUCAAUGCAUAAGUACAAGCCUCGCGUCCAUGUGAUCCGCCACAACCCCCGGCUGGACCUAUCAAAAAUCCCCUCGCUGCCCACUGAGGGUAUGGCCAGCUUCUCCUUCCCAGAGACAGAGUUCACCACCGUGACAGCCUAUCAGAACCAACAGAUCACCAAAUUGAAGAUUGACAGGAACCCAUUCGCUAAGGGCUUCAGAGACCCAGGACGGAACAGGGGCGUGUUGGACGGCCUCAUGGAGUCCUAUCCCUGGAGUCUGGAGUUCAAACCAUUUACUCUACAGCUACAAGGAGGUAGCUGUGGGUCUCCAAGCAACUGCACUUCUCCUCUGAAGAGCCUUGUCCCUCUCUCCUGUCCUCUGACCUCUCACCCCUUCACCCUCUCCUCCUUCUCCUGCCCCAACACCAGCCUGCACUCCUUUUGUCUUCCCCUCUGCUGCAAGACCUCCCCCUUCUCCCCCAUUUCCCCCCUGCCGGCCAGACCCUCCCCUUCCCCGCGACGCUACUCCCCCCUGCCACCCCUCCUUUCGGCCCUGCCGGGGAAGAAGGCUCCAGGCUUCAGUGCUCUGUGUCUUCAGGGGGGCAUUCCCGGACAUCCACCCAGCCUGCAGCCACACCCCCUACAGGCCCCUCCCUCUCACAGCUCCCCGCGGGGACCCGGCCCUCACUACCCUCACCGCUCCCACUCAGACCCAGCUCCCCCGUACUGUCUGUACCGCUCUAGUCUACCCAGAAACGCUCACCUCGCUGCUUUCUCAUGCCACGCCAAACUGGCUGACAGCACCACAGACUGUCUGCUACGCCAGACACCCUGGAACACCACCAUCAACCACUGCCUCUGACCUCUAACCCCUGACCCUUCCUUACCCUUACCCUAACCUAGCAAUAACAAGUAGCCCUUAUCCUAGAAACCAUAGCGCCAGGUAGAUGUAUCAGACCAUCAUCUACUAGAGCUGUAUCAGACCAGCAUCUACUAGAUCUGUAUCAGACCAUCAUCUACUAGCGCUGUAUCAGACCAUCAUCUACUAGAGCUGUAUCAGACCAUCAUCUGCUAGAGCUGUAUCAGACCAUCAUCUGCUAGAGCUGUAUCAGACCAUCAUCAUCUACUAGAGCUGUAUCAGACCAUCAUCUACUAGAGCUGUAUCAGACCAUCAUCUACUAGAGCUGUAUCAGACCAUCAUCUGCUAGAGCUGUAUCAGACCAUCAUCUGCUAGAGCUGUAUCAGACCAUCAUCAUCUACUAGAGCUGUAUCAGACCACCAUCAUCUACUAGAGCUGUAUCAGACCAUCAUCUACUAGAGCUGUAUCAGACCACCGUCAUCUACUAGAGGUGUAUCAGACCAUCAUCAUCUACUAAAGCUGUGUCAGACCACCAUCAUCUACUAGAGCUGUAUCAGACCAUCAUCUACUAGAGCUGUAUCAGACCAUCAUCUACUAGAGCUGUAUCAGACCAUCAUCAUCUACUAAAUCUGUAUCAGACCACCA
This is a messenger RNA of Oncorhynchus nerka (sockeye salmon), 2374 nucleotides long. It is a transcript of the gene tbx22, whose product is annotated as T-box transcription factor 22. The record is from RefSeq and is a predicted model, not a curated record. Gene Ontology annotation, biological process: cell fate specification; regulation of transcription by RNA polymerase II; positive regulation of DNA-templated transcription. The transcript is spliced from 8 exons. Gene Ontology annotation, cellular component: nucleus. NCBI's taxonomy places the organism in Eukaryota, Metazoa, Chordata, Actinopteri, Salmoniformes, Salmonidae. Bases 227 to 1732 code for a protein of 501 amino acids. Gene Ontology annotation, molecular function: RNA polymerase II cis-regulatory region sequence-specific DNA binding; DNA-binding transcription factor activity, RNA polymerase II-specific.